Molecule: messenger RNA, 1528 nt
Organism: Corticium candelabrum
Lineage: Eukaryota; Metazoa; Porifera; Homoscleromorpha; Homosclerophorida; Plakinidae
Product: glutamyl-tRNA(Gln) amidotransferase subunit B, mitochondrial-like
Exons: 1
Coding region: 1-1524 (507 amino acids)
Biological process (GO): mitochondrial translation; glutaminyl-tRNAGln biosynthesis via transamidation
Cellular component (GO): mitochondrion; glutamyl-tRNA(Gln) amidotransferase complex
Molecular function (GO): glutaminyl-tRNA synthase (glutamine-hydrolyzing) activity
Source: RefSeq, a predicted model, not a curated record
AUGUCUGAUUCAUGUUCUGUUUGUGUUGCUAGCUUUGUAUCAAGCGGCAGCAAAUGGAAGGCAUUGGUAGGUCUUGAGAUUCAUGCUCAAAUCAAGUCCGACGUCAAACUCUUCUCUCGUGCGCCGACUGAAUUUGACAGACCUCCAAACUCUUCCGUUCAAUUGUUUGAUGCUGCGUUUCCUGGCUCUCUUCCUGUAUUAAAUUAUUUUUGCGUGGAGGCGGCUUUGCGAACUGCUCUCGCUCUCGACUGUCGGAUCAACGAGGUGUCCUACUUCGAUAGGAAGCAUUAUUUUUAUAGUGACCUCCCUGCUGGAUACCAAAUUACUCAGCAUAGAGUCCCUCUGGCUGUCGGAGGUCACGUGACGUUCUCACAUGAAGACACCGCCGAGGUUCAAACAGUUAGAAUCAAGCAGUUGCACUUGGAGCAGGACAGUGGUCGUAGUAUUGUUGAUGAAGAGGGAAGAGUGAUAUUUGUUGAUUUAAAUCGAUGUGGCAUUGGACUGAUGGAGAUUGUGACCCAACCCGAUAUGACAUCAGGUGAUGAAGUGGCCACUGCAGUUCGAGAAUUGAGGCAAGUAUUGCUGGCUUUAGACACUUGUGAUGGGGAUAUGGCGACGGCAUCUCUACGGGUUGACGCAAACAUUUCACUUCAUGGUCCAGGUUCGACUGGAAUUAGAACUGAAAUAAAAAAUGUGAGCGGAAUUUCGAAUCUUCGAAAAGCUGUCGAUCAAGAGAUAGCAAGACACAUUAAAUUAUUAGAAAAAGGGAGAGAUGUAGUGAGCGAAACAAGGAGUUUUGAUGUGAAACAAGGCAUCACAGUGCCAGCAAGGCACAAACACUUCCAGAAGCAGGACUAUCGGUUUAUGCCAGAUCCCGAUCUUCCUCCAUUGAACUGCUCUGCGUAUAAAUCACUAGACAUACCAACUUUACUAUCAACUCUUCCUGCCUUGCCUGGUCACACUAGAAGACGUCUGAUGAGACAGUACAGUAUUGCUGCUAGAGAAAGCACACACCUAGUCAAUCAAGGUGCUGUCCAAUACUUUGAAACAGCAGCCCAACAUUGCGAGGAUGCUAGGAAACUAGCUGUAUGGGUAACAAAGAACCUAGCAGGGAUUCUUAAUACUAAAAGGGUUUCUAUUGAUGCCAGUCCCAUAUCUCCACUGCAGCUGAGUUCCAUAAUUAAUCUGCUGGCGAAGGAAAGCAUCUCGGUCAGGACAGCACAGAAUAUCUUUUAUUGCAUGGUGGAUGGUGACCAGCGGCUAGCUACUGAAAUAACAGAAGAAAAUAGAUGGUAUCAAAUAACCAGCAGGGACGCUCUAAUGGAAUUAUGCCAGACAGUUAUAGGUCAGAAUGAAGAGCAGUUGAAGCAAUAUCACAGCGGGAAGAAGGAAUUAUUUCAAUUCUUCUUUGGUCAAGUUCAGAGGCGGUGCGGAGGCUGCGCGCACCCUGGCACGCUGCAUUCUGUGCUCAGUGUCAAACUGGAUUCAGAGAAUGACACAGACACAAUUGGCGGCAGUGACUGAAUAA